This is a messenger RNA of Acinonyx jubatus (cheetah), 702 nucleotides long. RefSeq names its product glutamyl-tRNA amidotransferase subunit C (gene GATC). The record is from RefSeq and is a predicted model, not a curated record. Bases 60 to 470 code for a protein of 136 amino acids. The transcript has 4 exons. Gene Ontology annotation, biological process: glutaminyl-tRNAGln biosynthesis via transamidation; mitochondrial translation; regulation of translational fidelity. Gene Ontology annotation, cellular component: glutamyl-tRNA(Gln) amidotransferase complex; mitochondrion. Gene Ontology annotation, molecular function: glutaminyl-tRNA synthase (glutamine-hydrolyzing) activity. Lineage: Eukaryota; Metazoa; Chordata; Mammalia; Carnivora; Felidae.
ACUCUUAAGCGCGUCGCUCGACUUUACGUGUGGACGCAUUACGGCGGCCGAGGAGAGAAAUGUGGGCGCGUGCGGUGUUGCUGGGCCAUCGGUCCUGGAUGGGCUGGCACCGGGGCUUCACCUCCAAGACGGAUCCUCAGGGUAGUGGCCGUGUCACGGCUGAGGUGAUCGAGCACCUGGAGCGUCUAGCGCUUGUGGACUUCGGCAGCCAAGAGGCCGUGGCACGACUGGAGAAAGCCAUCGCCUUUGCCGACAGGCUCCGCGCCGUGGACACGGACGGGGUGGAGCCCAUGGAAUCAGUAUUGGAGGACAGAUGUCUGUACUUGAGAUCUGACAAUGUGGUAGAAGGCAACUGUGUUGAAGAACUACUACAAAAUGCCCAUCGAGUUGUGGAGGAGUAUUUUGUGGCUCCCCCAGGUAAUAUCUCUUUGCCAAAGCAGGAUGAACAACAGCCCUUUUCACACAACUGACUAGCUAUUCAUGGAGGCCCAAAGAUAGUAUUUUGUUAUCACGAACACAAAUAUUUCCACUUUCUUCGGUUACCUGAAAAAAAACUGAUGUUUAAGUGAUUUUUAGUAACUAACUCUCUGAAGACAACAUUGGGAAAUAUCUAGCCAAAACAAGGCAAUGAGUUCCUGCUUCUACUGGAAGUAAAAGGUACUGUCACUUUCUGAGGAAAUGAAUCAAAUAUUUAUUCACACA